UUCCUAUAACCUACCUACAGCCUGGUACUGAGGCCUUAAAUGGCCCUCGCGCCUCACUUUGAACACCACAUCAAUUCUAGUAAAUUUGUAAUUUUUGUUUGUUUACAAAAACAUCAGUCACUCAAGGAAAAUAUUAUUCAAAUAAAAACAAAUCUUUACUCAGUGGAUAUAAAUAAACAAGCAUUCCUCUUGUCUCCUAGCAACUGACAAAUUUCUCUUUCCACCGAAUAAAAGACUCCCUGUACUUUAUCCGAUUAGAGAAAAGUUAAACUACGUGACGAUGAAGAAAGGAAAACCUAAAACAACGGAGACGAAGCAGACGCCUGGAGCGAUGGAUGCUAAAGAGAAGUCGGUGUAUCUGAGUCAGAUUCAGGAUCUGAGCGCUCGUUUGGAGAGCCUUCAGCGCAGCUGCGACAAACUGAAGCAACAGAACCACAACGAGGUCAAACAGAAGGAGCACCUGAGCAGCACCCUGGAGAUCCUGCAGCAUUCAUCAGCUGAAUUAGAUAAGGAGGAGGAGGAAGUGAUGGAGGGGCUGAAGAAGGUGAGGAAACUAAGGCCAGAAGAUCCAGAGCUGCAGAAGAAAGCAGAAGAACUCCGCUCAGAGGUGUCGGAGAAAGCUACCAAGUUAGUAGAUCUCCAGAAGAUAGCCGAGGCCCUCCGACUCCUCCAGGUGACUUCCUCUUCUGAAGCUGCAGCGAAGCCUCGGUUGGAUUCAGAGCUUCUAGAGCAAUGCUGGAUGUCUCAGAUGGAGGAGGAUAUGCAGGACAGAAAACAGGAGAUGGAAAUUAAGCAGAAUGUCUUUGGAUAUAAAUAUAAGCUACAGCGAUGUCUGCAGGAGCUUGAGUUGGCUAAAUCCUCUAGAACAUCUGCAGAAAAACAGAGAGAUCAAGCACUUGACACCAUAAAAGAAAUGAAGCUGAAGUCAGACAGCGUUCUGAGGAACAUCUCCAGCAAGCAGCAGUUACUGAAGAAGAGAACACGGUGCGAGCUGUGGAGCAAUGAGGUGAAGAGGCUGGAAAGUUCCCAUCAGAACCAGCUGGACCAGAACCAGGCUGACAGGCAGCGUCUGGCUGCGCUGAGGGACGAGUGUCUCCAGGAACCGUCUCUGAUCGCCCAGCUGAAGGUUCAGCUGCAGGGAGAGAGAGAGAGAAGAAGAUGAAGGCUGAGCGAGAAAUCCAGUUUUCCGUUUCUGUUCUCACCCCCGUCAUGGACUCAGAGACGAUGCCAGGAGCCCAGCUGAUGAUUCAGAAGGUUCUGAGUGUUCUGGAGAAAUCGAAAUCCCGGCAAACAGGGAUUGCCCAUCGGGAGACCCCUGAAUUGAGGAGAGG
Messenger RNA from Nothobranchius furzeri (turquoise killifish), 1331 nucleotides. Its product is annotated as myosin heavy chain, clone 203. The record is from RefSeq and is a predicted model, not a curated record. Lineage: Eukaryota; Metazoa; Chordata; Actinopteri; Cyprinodontiformes; Nothobranchiidae.